Messenger RNA from Centruroides sculpturatus (bark scorpion), 1796 nucleotides. RefSeq names its product E3 ubiquitin-protein ligase RNF139-like. The transcript has a single exon. The record is from RefSeq and is a predicted model, not a curated record. Gene Ontology annotation, biological process: ubiquitin-dependent protein catabolic process. Gene Ontology annotation, molecular function: ubiquitin protein ligase activity. The coding region runs from base 62 to 907 and encodes 281 amino acids. NCBI's taxonomy places the organism in Eukaryota, Metazoa, Arthropoda, Arachnida, Scorpiones, Buthidae.
ACAAACAUAAUUUCUUCUGAUAUGGUCACAUUCUCUCACUGAAAAAGAGCCGAAUACAAACAUGAAUCGACAAUCUAGAAACGAAGGUCAACGCCAUCAGACGGUUUCCAGCAUGGUCAACCAGAUCAUGUUCUUCAUGCUGUGCGAUCGCUGGUUUUGUCCAGAUAACAAACUUACUGGAUUAUAUUCUUUAAUGUUCUACAAUGUCAUGUCCUACUUAUUUUCUUAUGCCUUUAAAUUGUUGCGUCUGCAUGAUUAUUCACCCAUUGUUCGUGUGUCUGAACAUACGAAUAUUCGGCAUCUGGCCAUGACAGCCACCAAAGUCGUCUUGGAUUUGACCAAAGUUAUCACGUUUCUGAUUACCGGUGUGUUCAUGUUGUUGGUAUUUGGUUUGGAACAAGGAUUAGAACAUUUCAGUCCAACUUGGACCUAUUUGUUCGUCACUGUGCUUUAUUUUAUGGUCACAGAGCGUAGAUGCCUGGAAAAAGUACCAUCCAUCCUCACUUGGUUUCAGUUUGAGGUUUUAGAAAAUCUAGAAGUUCUCUGGACUCCAGUUCUUCUUCAUUUAUUUACCUCUCUGGCAUCCAUAAUAAUGAUAACUUUGGUAUGGUUUUUCACAGAUGGAGGAUGGUUUCUCAUUCUUGGAGCUAGUUAUAUCAAUAUAUUUUUAACUCUCUGCGAUAUGGACUAUCAUUGGAAAGUUCUUUUAAAGGAGCGGGCAUGUUUAGACAAAUAUCGCUAUGCAACCCGCCAAGAAUUGAAGGAACGAAAUGAUGUCUGUGCUGUUUGCCUGCAAAAUAUGAAAUAUGCUCGUGUCACUCCAUGUAAUCACAUGUUCCAUGGUGACUGUUUGCGAUUAUGUCUGAAGGGUGCUUCCAAUUGUCCUUUAUGCAAGCAGUUACUAUAAAUUGUAUAUAAUUUUCUGGCUACAAAAUUUAUUUGUAAAUUAGAAUAUGAAUAACUUAUUUAUCCUUGCUGCUGAUAAAAUCAAGGAUUUUUAUUUGCCCAUUAUAAAAUUUAAAUUAUAACUGUGCCUUAAAAAUAUCUAGUCAAGAUUUUAAUGCCUUAGGCCUGUUUAAUGUGUACAAAAGAGGUUGAAACUUGCACUGGAACUAUUAACUACUACUUUAUUUAAAAAACAUUCUCACUCUAGAGAAAAAAAAUACAAUCAUCUGAAUUUUGAUUGCUUCUGCCUUCACAAAAUGCACCAUAAAUUUAUAUAUAUACAUAUAUUUUUCUUAUCAAUGCUAUUUCUAAACUAGGAAUGUUUGCUGUAGUCUAUAAAUUAUAUUUGACAAAUUAAAUUUUUUUUUGUCUAUUUUUCUUUAAUAUUGAGCUUACAAUAAUCUUGAAAGAAGAAUAGACUUAUGUAAAUUUCAUGGUUGAAAAUAAAAAUGAUUGACAAACAUUUUUAUUAGGGUUUCUCUAACAGGAUUCCAGCUGUUUUUUAACUCGGAAAAUCCCGUAAAUUUCUUAAAAGUUCACUUUUUUCUUAUUUUGUGUUAAGUUUGGGGAAAUUUUGCAAAUAGAAAGUAUAAUUAACUCAUAAACUGUCAGAACACAUUUAUACUUAUUAAUUUUAAGCCUGCUUAUUAGUUUUUUAAAGUUUUGCUUGUUAUGGCAUGUCACAGAUUGUUAAUAAUCAAUAUGUAGCCUAUUUGUGGCAGGACUGAAAAUUACUUAUCAGAACCAGUAAAAUCUUGAAUAAUUUCACCAAUACUGUCUUAAUUUUUAACCAUGCCCAGUAGCUUCAAUAACUGCAUUAUGCCAGGUUGUGCAAAUUGGGCAUGGAUACA